AUGGGGCCUUCCUGGGCCCAGCCCCCACUGGCAUGUGCUCUCUGGCUGCCUGUGCUCUGGGCACUCCUGUCCCUUGCCAGUUGCUCCCAUGCCCCUCCAGGAUGGCGCUUCACUUCUUCUGAAGUUGUGAUCCCCAGGAAGGUGCCCCACAGGAUGGGUGGAGUUGCAAGGCUAGACCAGCUCUCCUACAGCAUGCGUUUCCGGGGCCGAAGACACGUGAUGCACAUGAAGCUCAAGAAGAACUUGCUGCCCAGACAUUUUCCCGUUAUUACCAAUAAUGACCAAGGAGCCAUGGUAGAGGACUACCCCUUUGUCCCCCAAGACUGUUACUACUACAGCUACCUGGAAGGGGUCCCUGGGUCCAUGGCCACACUGGACACCUGCUAUGGAGGUCUGCGUGGCAUGCUGCAGGUGGAUGACCUCACUUAUGAAAUCAAACCACUGGAGGCUUCUUCCAAAUUUGAGCAUGUGAUUUCUCUGCUUGUGUCAGAAGAAAGAUCAGAAGAGGUUGAAAGGUGUAAGAUUGAAGGGGAGGAUGAAAAUCAAGCCUUUGAAGAGGCAAAACUUUCUCAGACUCCUAGAGCAGGCCCCAUGUAUUUGUGGAGGCAACAUUUGAAAAACUUGAAACUCCAUUAUACUGUAUCUAAUUCAUUAUUUGUGCAGAACCAGAAUAAUACGCGUAUAAUAGAGAAUGUAGUGAUUAUAAACAGCAUACUACAUACCAUUUAUAGGCCAGUUAGUUUCAACGUCUUCAUACGUCUUUUGUGCAUAUGGGAUGGAAUGGAUGCAACAGACAUUUAUAACUAUCCAAGUGCUGCCAAAGCUGUAGAACAUUUUGGUUUGUGGAAAUACUGGACAUGGUUUUCUGAGAUUCGACAUGAUACUUCAGUUCUUCUUACAGGGCAUAAAAUUGCAGGAUCCUCAUAUUAUGCCAGCAGUGGUGGAAUGUGCAACCCUAACUGGGGAGCAUUAUUUGUGUAUGCAGUAAGAUAUCACGUAUUUUUGACCGCAACUAUUACAGCACAUGCAAUAGGUCAUAACUUUGGUGUGGGCCAUGAUGGAAGUGCUUGUCAUUGUUUUCGGAGAAGCAACUGUGUCAUGGCUCCUGUGCCGGGUCUUCUAGAUGUGAUGAGCAAUUGUUCUUACCACAGUAUACAUAAUUGGCUUAAUAUGUGGGAUCCUUGUUUGAGUGAAAGAAACACUCCAUACAGUAACUUUCCUUAUGUAGCUCCUCGUUGUGGAGACAAGAUCAAAAAUCAGCAGGAGGAAUGUGACUGCGGCUCCUUUAAAGAUUGUGCCAUGGAUAAGUGUUGCGGGACCAACUGUGCCCUCACCCUUGGCAGUGUUUGUAAUUUAGGAGGCUGCUGCAGUAACUGUAAAUAUAGUCGACCUGGAGUGAUCUGCAGGGACCAGCGUGGUAUCUGUGAUCUACCGGAGUACUGUGAUGGGAAGAAGAGUGAAUGCCCGGAUGACUUUUACAUCCAGGAUGGAACCCCGUGUUCAGCAUUAGCCGUUUGUGUGAGAGGAAACUGCAGUGACCGUGAUUUGCAGUGUCAAGCCCUUUUUGGCUACAAAGUAAAAGACGCUUCCCCAGCAUGCUAUAAAACAUUGAAUGUAAUAGGUGACCGAUUUGGAAACUGUGGGGUUAGGAUUCAACGAGGAGGAGCUAAGCCUUUUCAAUGUGAAGAAGACGAUGUUUUGUGUGGAUUGCUGCACUGUAGUGGCAUCGAACAAAUUCCUGGUGGAGGUGAGCACACUACAUUUCAUAAUAUACUAGUCCAAGAUGUUACAGAAAUAAAUUGCUUUGGAUAUGAUGCACACGAUGGGAUAGAGUUGCCAGAUAUGGGGCUUGUAGUGGAUGGUGCAUCGUGUGGCCCAGGAAGAUAUUGCCUUAAUCAGAAUUGUACUUUUCAUCAAGACAUGCAUUUUGACUGUGACGUGAAGAAAUGCAAUUUCAAAGGGGUGUGCAACAACCAGAAAAAUUGUCACUGUCUGCGUGGUUGGAGUCCACCAACGUGUAGACAGAAAGGGGUAGGUGGUAGUAUAGAUAGUGGCCCUCCACCUGACAAAGACCCUGGUAUUCGAGCCAAAAUAGUUGCUAACAUAAACCAGUCACUAUUUCUGAUGAUUAUUCGUUUCAGCCUUUUUCUGGCUGCACUUCUCAUUGGUGGCCUUACAAAAGCAAAAGAAUUAGUAGAAAAGAAAGUAUUGGAAGAAGAUAUAUCUGAAGAUAAUGAAAUCUGA
This is a messenger RNA of Cynocephalus volans (Philippine flying lemur), 2244 nucleotides long. RefSeq names its product disintegrin and metalloproteinase domain-containing protein 20-like. NCBI's taxonomy places the organism in Eukaryota, Metazoa, Chordata, Mammalia, Dermoptera, Cynocephalidae. Gene Ontology annotation, molecular function: metalloendopeptidase activity. The transcript has a single exon. Gene Ontology annotation, biological process: male gonad development; proteolysis. Gene Ontology annotation, cellular component: sperm head plasma membrane; external side of plasma membrane; plasma membrane. Bases 1 to 2244 code for a protein of 747 amino acids. The record is from RefSeq and is a predicted model, not a curated record.